GUAGAACCGGAACCGGUCAUUUCCGUUUGUUUGCAAAUCAUGGGAGCCGAGGAUAAUUCCACACCAACAUACAGCAAUCCAGAGCAGCAUCGCAAAUUGUUUAUUGGAGGUUUGAGUUUUAGUACGACAGAAGAAAAAUUAAAAGGUUAUUUCGAAAAAUAUGGUGAAGUAGUCGAUUGCGUUGUUAUGACCGAUCCCCAAUCUCAUAAAUCACGUGGAUUUGGGUUCAUUACAUAUGCUUCAGUUGAAGAGGUAGAUAAAUGUCAGCAAGCUCGACCUCAUAAGAUUGAUAAUCGAACUGUCGAGCCUAAAAGAGCUAUGCCUAGGGAAGACUCAUCAAAAGCAAACCCAACAGUAAAAAAGAUAUUUGUUGGUGGGCUAAAGGAUGUACUGGAAGAGGAUGACUUAAGAAGCUAUUUUGAAAAGUUUGGUAAAAUAGAAAAUGUUGAAGUUAUUACAGAGAAAGGAACAGACAAAAAACGAGGUUUCGGUUUUGUUACUUUCGAUGAUUAUGAUCCAGUUGAUAAAAUAAUUCUUCUAAAAAACCAUAAAAUAAACAACAUGACUUUGGAUGUUAAAAAGGCUAUUCCAAAAGAGCAAAUAAAUGCGCAAAGAGCCGAUCGGGAGCCAAUGGGACGAUCUGGACCUCCUGGAAGAAUGGGACCGUAUGGAAAUAGAGGAGACUACGGUUAUGAAAGGAAUGGACCAGGGUACAAAGAUUAUGGACGAGGAGGAUAUGAUGACUAUGGCGGGGGAAGAAGAGGCUAUGAUGGCUAUGCCGGACCAGGAUACCUAGAUGAACCACCAAUGAGAGGCGGCUUCAGAGAUUCUUGGAGUGGUGGUGGAUACAGCAAUUAUAGGGAUGGCUACGGUGGUGGACCCAUGAGGAGUGGAGGAUAUCGAUCAUCAGGCCCAUAUAGUGCUGGUUAUGGUAGUGGAAAUGGAAGGUAUGGUGAUGGAUAUGGCUAUGGUCGUAGAUAAAUGGACAUUUAUUUGGUAUGUUUUUUUUAGUUUUUGAUUCGCGAGUUAUUGACUUAAAAUAACUUACAGUGUGCGAUAUUUCUAUGUUGUGUUCAAUACAGAAGCGAACAGAUAUAUAUAUAUAUAUAUAUAU
This is a messenger RNA of Dimorphilus gyrociliatus, 1114 nucleotides long. The record is from the annotation of a GenBank genome assembly. Lineage: Eukaryota; Metazoa; Annelida; Polychaeta; Dinophilidae.